UAGGAAAAGUGGCAGACAUUCUGGCUGGCCAGUUAUGACCGAGACCAGAAGUAGAGGCUGAAGCCGGAGAGGACUGCAGAGGUUCCCACAGGAUGGACACCACCCCAUCCCCCUCAGACAUCACCAGGAGGACGCUGGAUCCUAGCACUCUGCGGGUGACUUUCAGCAGCCUGGAAGAGAAUAAAGACCAGAGCAGCAGCAUCUUUUCUGUGUUUUCGGGACUCCUCGCCAUCCUCCUGAUCAUCACAGCUUUCUGCAUCCUGUGGAACUGGAACAGAAGGAAGAAGCGGCAAGUUCCUUACCUUCGAGUUACUGCCAUCCCUUCACUGACCCUGCCUCAACCCAGACAACGAGCCAAAAAUAUUUAUGACCUCUUGCCUCGCCGACAAGAAGAGCUGGGGAGACAUCAGUCAAGAAGUAUCCGUAUUUUCAGCGCUGAAAGUCUCAUCUCCAGAACCUCUGACAUCCCUGAGCAUGUGCCCUCUCAAGCAGAUGACACCCUCCAGAGACACCAAGCUCAGGUCCAUGCUGUGGACUAUUCGGUGGGUGUCUAUGACAAUGCCACUGUGCCCCGUGUGAGUGGGAACCUUGCUGCCUCGGCACACUACAUCAAUGUCCCAGCUUCCCAGGAUGGCUCGAGUAUAUCUUCAGAGGAGACAAAUGAUUAUGUCAAUGUCCCCACAGCAGAAGAGACUGCUGAGAUGUUAACUUCUACCAACAGCCCACCUAAAAAUGUCUUUGUCCUUCCAAGUGCCCAGGAGCUGGAGUGUAAUGAGGAAGGACACAAGAGCUGUGGGAACACCAGUGAUGGCACCAGUUUUGGGUUUCCAAGACCUGAGGGCAGUGAUCCACUCAGCGAUGGGGAAGGUUCUUCUCAGAGCUCCCAUGACUAUGUCAACAUGACAGGUUUGGAUCUUGGGGACAUCCAAGAGAAGGAGCCCUGGGUGGCUUUUCAGUGCUGCAGAGACUAUGUAAAUGUCCCAGCAGAGGAUACUAAUGGAAGUCAGCAGCCUGAGGAAGAAGAGACAUCUUCAAACACAGACUAUGGAGAGGACAGGACAGAUGGUCCAGGGAUCCACAUCCAACCUGUCACAAGGAGAUCCCUGUCUUCCAGGUAUUUUGUGGCCUUUCAGCUGUCCUUACAGAGUGAGAACAGCCAGAUGACACAUGGAGAAGAGAUGUCAGAGGAAGACUCAGAUGACUACGAGAAUGUGCUGGCUGCUGAGUUAGAAGGCAGGGACUGGGAGCAGGGACCUGGCACUCAGCUCCUUCCUGAUCAGUGAAUACCUAGGUACCCAGCUAGGUGGAGCUGUCUGUCCUGCCAGGUCCUUGCCACUGAAGAGUCUAGUGAAGAUCCCCGAACACCACAGUGUUUCAGUAGAUUCUGCUGGUUAAGCUAACCAGAGGUUAAGAGAAGUGGAGAGCUAAUAGGCUGCACAAAAGCAAAGGUUUGGGAAAGGAAUUCUAAAAAUAGGCUAUUUCUCAUACUGACCUCAAAAUGUUUGCUGAAACUGCUGGAUUGGACUGUCAGGAAAUAAAAAACAUGAUAGUACUUAGCACACAGUGAAAGUUUAGACUGAAAUAAUUACCUUCAUUAACAGAAGCAGCUCCAAAGCAGGAGUGUAGAUUGUUUUGUGAUCCAGGCAAAGACCAAAGGGAAGGAAGAAGUAGGGGUGGGGUAGGCAAUUUCCAUUUUACAAAGAGUAUAGACAACUACACACGUCUCCUCGCUCUCUGUACUAAGAGCACUUGAAAGCUUUUGGUUUCUAAAUGCUAUUCUCCAGUACAAUCAGCCAGAGUUCUUGGAGAAGUGACUGGUUCUAGGGCUGGGGAAGGGAAAAUACAGGAUGAGCUUGUGUAUAUUGAAGAAAAGGAGACAGAGAGAAAAGGAGAGAGAGAGAGAGAGAACAAAAGCAGCCAACUGAAAGAGCUCCCAAAGACAAAGCUAGAACAAGGUUAAAUAAAUGAAUAAAAUAGAUGAGUUUCAAAUAAUAUAUAUAGAAAGAUUGAGGGAAGUACAAAAUCAUGGUGAAGAUACUACAGAACAGAUGAAGAUUUGCUACAGGCAGAUCCACUCAUGAACACUAAAAUUAGAAAAACUUUAAGAAGAAACAAAAGUGCAUAGCCUCAAAGAAUCUCCUUGAAAAUAUUUAUUCAUUACUGUGGUGAUUUUAACACACACCCUCAAUUAUCUGAUACUCCCCUUGGAGUUUAAUCUCCUCCCCUUCAGUGUAGGCUAAAUCUAGUGACGCUCUCUAACGGAUGGAACACAGAAAGAGGGAAAUAGUGAUUUACAGGGAGAAAUUUGGCAGACACUACCUCCACCAAGGGACUACAGUCAAUUCAUUGGGAAUAAGUCGUGUUGUUAUCGUGCGCCCCCCUGAUAUGAUGAAGAAUAGCACCCCAAACCCCAUAACCCCGGGCUUAUCAGAAAAAUCCAAAUUAAAUAGCAUGGCACAAAAACCUGACCAAAACUAUUCAAAGUCUGAAGGUCAGGAAAGACUGAGAAACUGUCACAGAUUGGCAAAGACUAAGGAGUCAUGAUGACUAAAAUGCAUCAUGAUGGCUUGGACUGGACCUUGGAACAACAACAACAAAAGAGGACUUAUUGGAAAAACUAAUGAAAUUAAGAGAUGUCCAUAUUUUAGCUAGUAGUAUCAUAUAAGUGUUAAUUCCUCCCCUCCUCCCUCCUCCCUCCUCCCUCCUCCUCCUCCUUCCUCCUCCUCCUCUUCCUUCCUCCCCCUCCCCCCCUCCCCCUCCCUCUCCCUCUCCUCCUUCUCCUUCUCCUUCUUCUUUUUCCCCCAGUACCAAGGAUCAAACUCAGGACCUUGUACUUGCCAGGCAGGCACGGUGCCACUGAGCUACAUCCCCGGCUGCAAUUCCUUCAUUUUUAUAACUGUUCCAUGCUUAUGUAAGAUGUUAGCACGAUGGGGAAGUUGGGUGAAGGAUACACAGGAACUAUCUUUUACCUAUUCUUGUAACUUCUGUAAAUCUAAAAUUAUUUCAGCAUUAAAAAAUAAUUUUAAAACAUGGACAAAGGUGGAAGUGAAGCCAUCUGGGUUCAUCCCACUUGAAUAAAUUGGAACCAUUCCA
Molecule: messenger RNA, 3093 nt
Organism: Heterocephalus glaber (naked mole-rat)
Lineage: Eukaryota; Metazoa; Chordata; Mammalia; Rodentia; Bathyergidae
Gene: Lax1
Product: lymphocyte transmembrane adaptor 1
Biological process (GO): negative regulation of T cell activation; antigen receptor-mediated signaling pathway; immune response
Cellular component (GO): plasma membrane
Source: RefSeq, a predicted model, not a curated record